AUGUCUAUUUCUGGUAUUGGUCAGACCAAUGCGCAACCAUUAGGUUUAAUAGACUGCAAGUUGUAUCCCAGAACGGGAAUGGAGUACUUACAAGUACACGCUGUUGUGUUACCUGAAAUUACCAACAAUAUACCUUCUGCCCCUUUGUCACAGGAAAUAAUUGAACAUUUCGAGCACUUGAAUUUGGCUGACGAAACAUUUCAUAUUUCUCAACCUAUAGAUAUUCUCCUAGGUGCUGAUACUUAUUCUAUCGUUUUUGAACGUGACGGUCGUAUUUCGUCUCCUGAAUAUCCUACUUCCGUAAAUACAUUUUUCGGUUGGACAAUCAUAGGUCCCAUAAAUGAAAUGUGUUCCUCUACGAAGUCAGUACUUUUGACUCAAUCUGAUCUCAGCGAACAGAUGCAAAAAUUUUGGUCGUUGGAAGAAGUUGGAGAAACUAAUAUUAUAGAUCCUGUAGAUGAUUACGUGGAAAAACAUUUCGUAUCUACUCAUUUUCCUGACGAAAGUGGUCGCUAUGUAGUGUCAUUACCAUUCAAGUUGGAUAAUCCAAAUCCAGUGCUUUCUUUUAAUUCAAAAAUAUCAUUGAAAUCUUACUUCUCUCUCGAAAAUCGAUGGAUGAAGCUUCCUUGA
This is a messenger RNA of Harmonia axyridis, 630 nucleotides long. RefSeq lists its product as uncharacterized. The record is from RefSeq and is a predicted model, not a curated record. The coding region runs from base 1 to 630 and encodes 209 amino acids. The transcript has a single exon. Lineage: Eukaryota; Metazoa; Arthropoda; Insecta; Coleoptera; Coccinellidae.